UCCUCGUAUGCGCGUAUUUGCUCGUAUGCGCGCUCCACUUUCGGUAUUGCUCGGCUUUUCGACCAGUAUAGAACAAAUGUGACAAGAGGCAGUUUACGAAAUGUAUACAACUGUAUAGGCGCUUGGCCAGGACGUGUCGCUAGCAGCUGCUGUUAGUCUUCUUGCCCCAGGAACAAGAAUGUACUUCUGUGACUUGUGUGAGGUCGUGAAACCACAGAUGUGGACAGUAUGGACAGCACCUGUCUUGUUUUUUGUUGUUAUCACAGGUGUAAACAUUUCUCCCUGUGAUGACAACGGUAUGAGAGAAGUACUAGUUGACCAAGACACUGUCUUCACUUGCACGGCUGAGGGACAAGUCGAGUGGAGAUUUGAAUACAGUUUAUACAGUCAAACCGUUUUGUUAGCAAAAUGUGAAAGUACUUGCGAAGAGCUAAAUAGUUUCAACAAUCUGUUUAAAGCCAGUAUAUUAGAAGCUCGCCAUUCAAGUUCUAUGACCAUCAGAGCUCGUAAACAUCGGAGCAUCGUCCAUUUGACGAACGGCAGUCUUCUGUGUUAUCGUAUGAAUGGCUCAGUGCAAGUGGCAUCAGCUCGCUGUACACUCCACUAUGUGUAUCCACCAGAGGACGUGUCAUGUACGGCAGUUACUACGUCCUGGGCCGUGACUGUGUCCUGCUACGUCGCCAGUGUCUACUCCUCACGUAGACUGUACACGUGUCAGCUUUACAGGCUAAACCAGGCAUCACAAAACAAAAGCUUGGAAACAGUCGCAAUGCUGACCUCACCAACCAGCGAGUAUAUAGGAGAGAAAGAAGUGAAGGUUUCAGGUGUUUGUCAGUUCAUCACCACACUGCCAACAGAGGAAGGACACUACUCUUUCCGUGUCUCUGUUUCGCCAGGUGGACGGACGUACUAUGCAAACUUUCCAGAUAAAUACAACUGGACUACAACUGAACGCCCUUCUUUACCCAGGGUGUCUUGUGGUCCACAACAAUACUUGUUAGAGACUACAAGCGCCACCUGUACCUGUAAAACCUCUUCUCUGGGCCAUCCUGCAGGUUACUUGAUAUGGAUCAUAGGUGAUCAGAGAUACAUGGAGACAACAGCCUCUGAAGGCCAACAAAAUCUCGCAUCACACGAACUACAUCAUACGCAUUUCUUCACUCAAGCAGACCAUGGAAGAACCUGGUUCAGAUGUGAUGUGGUCUGGGGACUGGAGAAGAUACAUGGAGAAAACUGCAUUGUGAAUGUGGGAUACGCUGCCAGACCAGCACAGUUUGUACUCAACGGCAACAAGCAAAAUCAAACAGUGAAUAAAGGACAACAAGUAAACAUUUUGUGUAAAUCUGACGGUCGGCCCACACCACACAUCUCCAUCUAUAGCAAUGACAACAACUCUGUUAUCGUUAAAGGCUUGUCUAUUAUCAACUACACCCUCAUCGCUCGCUGUGAGGACACGGCCACCUACACGUGCUCCGCGUGGAACGAGUUUUCACGUCAGUCAGGCGUGACCUCCUCCGUCAGUCUUGACCUCAACGUCCGGUGCAAGCCUCGAAGUCACUCGUCUACACGACUUGGAUUUCACAUGAUGAACCACCAAACGGAAAUGAACUUUGACAUAAUAGCUUACCCCGUACCACACGAGUAUCACGUGUGGUUGAUAAAAUCACCAAUAAACAACAGUGAAGAUGCCCACAUUGAAGGUAAAGACACCAUGGUAAACAUCACCUGUCAGUCUGGUGUAUUUCGCCGUUACCUGUCCACAUGCUCUCUGAGAGUCGUCAACAUCAAUUCCCUGACAACAGGCUCCUACAAGGUGCAGGUCAUUAACGAGGCUGGUGACGAGAACUUCACUGUCACAAUAGACUUCAAUGUCGCCAAAGACCUGGAAUCAUAUUACCCGGCCGUUACUAGUGUGUGUGUCGUCGUGUUUAUCUUCACGAUUGCUGCUAUCAUUGUCUUACUUAAGAAAAAGAAGGAAAGCAAAGGUAAGCUAUAGAUAGCCUCUUCUAAUUAAAGGAAAGUGUUACCGAAUUAUUUACUCAGAUAAAUGUAAAUGUCAUGCUUAUUUUUCUAUUAUAAUUUUAUAUUCUAUAUUUUAAAGCUUUUUAUUAGCCUCCCACUGUAUAACCUUCUGAUAAAGCUUAACAGGAUGAUGUCCACUUAACAUUAACCAUAUCCGAGAAUAUCUUAUAAGACUUUUUUGGUUAUGGCUUUAUUAUUUGUCACAAUCUGCCAAGUUUUGUUGCUAGUCUGCGCAAAACUGAGAAGCGAGUAAUAAAAAUUAAUGGCGAUCGCUUUAAAUAUCCGGAACAUAGACUUUAAUCAACCAGGCGUGUAAAGACUCCAGACAGUCGUGUUGGGGUUCAAACUUCUUGCUGGUGAUAGAAGGGAAGCAUCAUUCACUUGUACAGAGCAAUAUUUGCCAUGAUGUCCAAAGGAAGUUCUUAUCCCCCAGAACUGCUUUGACAUACUAGCUUCCCAGACCUAACCCUUACAAUAAUACUCAGGAUUCACAUCUUCAAAGCAGAGAUAGCCUCCGACGCUUCACAGCCGAAUCCCUGUCAGACAAGACAAAAAAGAAGGGAAACCCUCGUCCCUCCAUAACGAUGACACAAAUGUGCCAAAGCAGGUAAGAGUAAAUUUAGUUUUGUAUGUUAUCGUGCUGGAAAAGACAAGGAUACAGGAUCAGUAAAUCUUAUGAGAUGAUGUUUGAACGUCGUUUGCCUCUUUUUUUGGUUGCAUCAUUCAUUUAUUCGUUUCUUUCUUUCCUUUUAUGAAACGCGAGUGAAUGUGUUGUAAAGAAAAUAUUAAGGUCGUGUAAAAAAUGACGGCUUUGUUGCUUUUUCUCUGAUACUUUCAUUGCAUAGAACUGGUGGACAUUCCAUGUGUGGACUGCACAGCCACAGAGUAGUUUACAUAUUUUAGAAAGGUUUUUAUAGUCUUAACCACCUCCUUGUUAAUAUUGUGACUAUAAUUAUCAUUCUUUGAUACUUUGUUGACCAACUUUAAACUGAUUUCUCUGCGUGCAGGUCGAAGGAAAGAGAACAGUUUAGUCAGUGAGAACACAAGAUGACGAGGCUAAAAGUGGAUGUCCGCAGUCCAGUCUCACCUUUCCAUAUUCUUGUUGAGGGCAGAUGGUUCAGCUUGGCCGGACUUCUUUCCCAUCUUUGACUGUCAGUGAUAUCGCCCACCGCCCACGCACGUGAAGACAGAAUACAGCACGAUUUGCCUGAUGGGAACACAUUUGUGAUCAUGCAUCUGUUUGUGUGUGUGUGUGUGUUCCUGCAUGUCAUAGCGCCAUUAACUAGUAAGAGUACAGUUCAUAAGAGACUUUCUGAGUGUCAUUAACCAGUUAUAAAAUUAAGCAUGAGGUGCUACUUCAGGGAAAUGAUCAUUCAAGGAAAUCACUAGCAUGUAAGAUUUAUAUGCAGAUCAGGUUUUAAAAAAACAUGUUUUCUAUUUAGUCAUUCAACAUAAUUGCUAUUAUGCAUUUUAGCAAAUUUUCAGUCGGACCCACAUGACAGACAUUAUUUAGAAGCAUGUCAGUCAGUGUGGAAGUGUGAGCUGUGACAUUUUAGAAUACUUGAUUGCUACAGAACAGGCACUGAAUGUUAAAGCUUUCGAUCCAGUUCAUCACAAAACCUCUUUAGAAUGGCUUAACCCAACUUUAGUCGGCUUUUCAUUUGUCAGGUCAGGCUCGAAAGUAGUGAAUAUGUACAGUGAAUUUUCAAACCGUGCUAAAGUCACAUGCUGGAUUAAUCUUCAGGUUCUUCCUUAAGAUUAUUUAAAGCUGAUGAGUUGUGCUCAUGGUGUCUGGUAUUUAUCUGCUCCAUCGUGAAAUAGGAUUGGAAUCUAAUUAUUCUCUUCUUGUUAACAGUCAAACAGAGAGAAGCUUUACAUACCACUUAAUCACAGAAAUCAUAUACUUUUAGAGUUAUCAAUGAUAACAAUAAAAGCAUGUUGUCAAGUAUCGUA
This is a messenger RNA of Pomacea canaliculata, 3975 nucleotides long. RefSeq lists its product as uncharacterized. NCBI's taxonomy places the organism in Eukaryota, Metazoa, Mollusca, Gastropoda, Architaenioglossa, Ampullariidae. The transcript is spliced from 9 exons. The coding region runs from base 179 to 1996 and encodes 605 amino acids. The record is from RefSeq and is a predicted model, not a curated record.